This is a messenger RNA of Pestalotiopsis fici W106-1, 3036 nucleotides long. RefSeq lists its product as uncharacterized. Gene Ontology annotation, biological process: aromatic amino acid catabolic process; positive regulation of transcription by RNA polymerase II. Gene Ontology annotation, cellular component: nucleus. The transcript has 3 exons. Bases 1 to 3036 code for a protein of 1011 amino acids. Lineage: Eukaryota; Fungi; Ascomycota; Sordariomycetes; Amphisphaeriales; Sporocadaceae. The record is from RefSeq and is a predicted model, not a curated record. Gene Ontology annotation, molecular function: zinc ion binding; DNA-binding transcription factor activity, RNA polymerase II-specific.
AUGUCCCAGUACGCCGUAACUGCUGCUGCUGCUACCAGUGUCUCCAAUACCGCGGAAGACUCUGCUCCUCCUGCUGCCCACCACCAGCAGCAGCAGCAGCAACAAUCACCCGGAGCACAGACAGAAUCCCAACCUCAUCCAUCACAAGCGGGUGCGCUGCCACCCGUACAGCACAAGCGAGUAUACCAGGCGUGCAUUCCGUGCCGUCGAAGAAAGGUCCGCUGUGACUUGGGCAGUGUCGACAACCCUCACGAGCCUCCAUGUGUACGAUGUCGAAGAGAAAGCAAAGAGUGCUACUUCAGUGCCACUCGGCGCAAGCGCAAGAAUGAUGAAGAUGGAGAAGAGGACUACAUCAUUCGCAACGGACGCAAGAGACAUACUCUAGACGGCUCGCCACCCCCAACAUACCACAGACAAUCGUUCAGUAAUGUCCCACUCACGCCUGGAGGCUCUACCGGACGAACACAACCUCUUCGUCGUCCGGAUAAUGAGCGGCACGACAGCAAAGGGAGCUUCUCCGACAUUGGAGAAGAUGCGAGCGCCCGCUUGGAGAAUCUUGAAGCUCAGACAGUCAUGAGAAGGGAGGUCUAUGGCCCGCACGACGCUUUGGACUUGCUUUACAAAGCCGCGACCGACCAUCCCCAUGCGCACACUCCAAUCGAAAGCGUCCCGACAUCUACUUCUGUGCAAACGAAGCCACAGGUCCCAGCGUCUAGUCGUCCGCCUCGGGAAACUGCUCCCAACAGCCGAUCCACUGCCCGCAGAGACGUGCGAUCUGCUGAACCAAUCGACCCGCGUUUGCUGCCUGCAGCGAAUACUCGGGAGGCCGAAAAGGCCGAGAUCGAAAGGAGGGUUGAUGUGAGCCAUGAAGAGGGUUAUGAGGAUGCCCUAAAGGCCUGGGGCAGAUUCCGCUUUGUGAGAGCAGGCUGGUUCACUCGAGAGGAAGCCGUGAAAUACGUCACUUACUACUACGAAUUUCUGUCGCCAAUGACACCUAUUUCACCACCCACCUAUCGUCAUCCUGCAUCACAUCCUAUCCUUCUGACCGAGGAGCCUAUUUUGACCGUCACGCUACUGACAAUUGCUUCGAGAUAUUAUCAAAUCACUACAACUGGUGGUCAUUGCCGCUCACAUGCCAUUCAUGAGGAGCUCUGGAGAUAUCUGCGUCGCAUGAUCGAGCGAUGUCUUUGGGGUCAGGAGGCCUUUGGUGGUGGCUUUUGUGGUUCAGGGGCGGCAAACCAAACGUCCAGCACUGCACCCGAAAGAGGUCUCAGAAAAGGAAGUUUGCGCACUCUGGGGACUAUCGAGUCUUUCAUGAUCUUGACUGAGUGGCAUCCCCGGGCACUUCACUUCCCACCAGAGGAAGCCAUCGAUGAGCUUAUGCUCCCUACCUAUGAUGAGUCACUCUUGGCAGGCGAAGAGGAUGUGCAUAGGCAUACCGCAAACCACAUCCCCGGCGGUGGACGGAGGAUCGAGGGUUGGCUCGAACCUGCAUGGAGAAGCGACCGUAUGUGCUGGAUGCUGCUGAGUACUGCCAUGGCUCUUGCGUACGAGUUGGGAGUUUUUGACAACAUUGAUGUCGUCCUUGCCGAGAUCACCCGACCGGAAUAUGAAGACGAAGGUUACCGGCUGCGUGCUACGAGAAUCAAGCGCCUACUCAUGAUCUAUCUGACACAGCUGGCUGGGAGACUCGGUUGGACAAAUAUGGUGCCUGAGAGUAUCCGGACCACGGACCCUUACCACUCUGGUGUCCGACGACCAAAUUCACAUGAGGGCAACACACCGGGGACAAACAUCUCCAAUAUUUCCAAUGUGAAUUACGUUCCAGAUAUCGAGCUUGAUGACCAAAUAAUUCACUGCUGGGUCGGAAUCAGCACUGCCAUGCACAACGGCAAUCAAAAGCUCUUCCGGUCGCACAAACAUACGACUCACAUCAUUCAAAGCGGAGAGUACACAACAGAGUUGCAGAAGUUUCAACCUAUUUUGAAGGAUUGGUGGAAGACUUUUGAGCAGAUUCGGAUGCCUACCUUUAUACGCCAUAUUCUCACCAUUGAGUACGAAUAUGUUCGAAUCUACGUCAAUUCGCUUGCUCUCCAAGCAGUGGUUGAGAGGUCGACAUCCAAUGCGGGCAAUCCGCACAAUACCCUAGCCAACUUCAACAGUACUAUGGGCUUGGCUCCGACCCAAACGCAGACACAGAACCUCCUGGGUGCUUUGCCUCUUGGCACCCUUGGCGGAUUUGGCGCAGAGGACCAAGAGUUCAUCAAGGAAGUCGUUAAUGGCUGCCGCAACUUGCUCAGGACCGUGGUUGACGGUCUCUUGCCUGGAGGCUACCUCAAACAUGCCCCAGUCCGGACGUAUUUCCGAAUUAUUAGCGGGGCUAUGUUUCUUCUCAAAACAUUUGCCCUUGGCGCGCCGAGAUCUGAUGUAGAGCUUAGUAUCUCUCUCAUGGACCGCACUGUAGCCGCAUUGAGAGAUUGUGUGGUUGAUGAUGUACACUUGGGAACUCGGUUUGGCGACCUUCUAGAGUCCCUCACUCACCGCUUGAGGGUACGGUUCAAGCAUGCUCCAACCAAUGGCGUUGGCGAAAAUAGCAAGGCCGCCAGCGUCAAUGGGCAGAGUAAUGGUACGGACAAUGGAUAUGCAGAGCAUGCUAUGAAGCUGAGGGAAGGCCUUCUUGCUCCAACUGAUCGAUCUUCCACGCCUGCACUCCCAAUCUCGGCCACGCCUUUUGAUAACUCUACUGGUGUUUUCCCCUACCCGACCGGAUCGUCCUCCAUCUUUAGGCCCACCACGCCGGCAACUGCAGGUGUAGAUAUUCCCACUGUCGCAGACACCUUGUUUGAGCAGAACGAGUGGAAUAACCCGGACGAUCAGAUGUGGUAUCUUCCCACGGGCCCGGGACUUUUCCAAACUGGCGACAAUGCCAAUGUGACCAUGACCGACCAAGGUGUGAACAUUGGCGGCAUGGAUCUACUCGAUUUCAUGACCAUGGAUGCAGCGCAUUUUGAUUCUCUAAACACUGGUCAAUUCUAG